GCCCGCGGUGAGGAUGGCAGUCCGGCUUCGUUACUCUGGACCAGAGGAGAGUCGGACUGCAGCCGGAACCGAACCGAACCGAAACAGACAGAAUACCUUAGGAACCACUUUGCUUCAGAAACAAGCGACUUUUACUGCAUCGGCUCGGAAACCUGGUGCUGGAAAAACUCAUGAGACUGGGAGCCCCAGAGCGCCGCAGUGAGGAGCCAACUGUAGUCGGCGAUGCCAGACGAACUCAAUAAGGACGCAAUGAAGACGCCAGCGACUUCUGAGAAGCCCAAAGCCACCGAGCAACCACCAGUCGCCAUGACGGCAUUGAACAUCCCUCUGGUUAACGAGGUCCAGCUGACGGCAGCCACCGGCGGCGCAGAGCUCUCCUGCUACCGCUGCACCGUCCCGUUCGGUGUGGUGGUCCUCAUCGCCGGCAUCGUGGUCACUGCCGUGGCGUACAGCUUCAACUCCCACGGAUCCACCAUCUCCUACUUCGGGUUGGUUCUGCUGUCGGCCGGGCUGGUGCUGCUGGCGUCCAGCGCCGUCUGCUGGAAGGUGCGGCUGGAGCGGAAGAAGGAGAGGCGGCGGGAGAGUCAGACCGCCCUGGUCGUCACCCGGAGGAGCAUUUUCACAUGAACCCGGCAAACUCUCUGGGACGUAAUCAGGCGUCAUCGUAGCGUUUCCGACCUGCAAAAGCUCCGACGCUGCGGGCUUUGAAGACACUGGCAGGGGUUUAUCUGUCAAACGGACAACGAGCAUCUGGAGUGCUGGGAACGCAGUUAGGAGGAACAAAUCCCAAUUAAACUGAAUUACCACUGUGCACAGCGGUGGAGAGGAAGUCCUGCAUUAAUCCGCUGCAGCAUGUGGCGGCUGAUUGCAACAGGAAGGAUUGUGGGAAAAGAAAAAAUCAGCCCAGGAUGGAGGACAGAAACAGGGAAAUCCAGAAUCACAGUCAUAUACAUGAUAUUCUGGAGAAAACUAUUUAACCUUUAAUGUCUUUUUCCUCAAGAACUUUAAUCCUCCAUGUCGUUUUUGAUAAUAAACUUUAUGUAGCAAAGUUUGAACUUAUCUUCAUGGUCUACUAUGUAAACUCUUGAAGUUAUUGCAUGUAUAACGAGAUGAGUUUCAAUAAAGCCACUGAUUCUCCAACUUGGUGCAGAUUUCAGAAACGAGAGAAAUAAUAAUGUUAUGGAAUAUUUCUUUGCUUUCUGGUUGUUUUCUGAUGGAAAUCAGUAAUAAAAUUUACCUAAAAAGGUAAAAUGAUACAGUUCAAACAUAAAUGUCACCAUUUGAUGAGAUGUACUUUGAUAGGUUAUAAAAAAUUAUAUACAAGACAAUAAUAAUAUAUAUAUAUAUAUCACUACAAAUUGCUUUCUAAGUGAAAUAAUCUGCCAAUUGUACAAAUACUUUUUCGUCAAUAUCAGUAAAUUGUUCACUUAAAAAAGCUCCAAAAUCUUUCUGAAAAGUUACUUGUAAGUCAGUUUUGUUUGAUAUUUACUCUAGAAACCGGAAUAACAAUUCUUGGUAAGAUUUUGUGUUUUUGCAGUUUUGCUUUGUAUUUUGCAUAACACUCUUAGCUGAUUCAUUGUUUUCCCUUUGCAGAAGUUUUUUACUUUAUUUUGUCUCCAACACUGAAAGGAAGCUAAACUCUGCAGUUUGACCCUAUUGGUUUUAAAAUAGCCCGGACAGGGAAGCAUAUUUAUAGGCAGCAUUUGCGUUGCUAUGCAUCCGAGUGACACCAGACACUACAACUAAAAGGUUUCCUUGCGUCAGAGGAGACCCUACAACACGCCGUGUCACUUGUGGGAGCUCACCACCCCUCCGGCGCGCGGAUCACUAACACAUUUAUGGGACACGCGAUGCUUGGAGGGCGUCUGCUGCAGCCCGAAGCUGGAAAAGUGGAGAGACUUGAUAUGAGGUUUGACAGCUGCUCGCCGUCAGCGUCUUCAGCCUCAUUACGCGGGCUCCUGCAGGGUCUGCGUGCGUCACUUUUUGUGCCUCGCAUGGUUGUCGUUCCAGCCGCGCUGCCGGCUGCAGGAGUUCAUCAAUAAACAGGAGGGAAUCUGCAGGAGGAGGAUGUUCACUUAGUAAUGAAGCGGAGCAAAGGGUUUUCACUUUGGGUCACAUUAGGAGCACAAAUGUUCAAUAAUACCUUCGGUUGUGCCAGAAUGCAUGGAUAAACCAGAUAAAGCACAUGUUUCAAACUCGAGGUCCGUGGGCCAAAUGCGGCCCGUCAUUGCUGUUUAUGUGGCCCUCUAGAUUCUAGACUAAACAAUGUGUGUUUAAAUAUUAUGCAGCUUUUAUCUGUUUACUGCCAAAUCGUGUCAAUCAGUCCCGCCAGUUUCUUCACAAGUAUUGUGGAAAUUUAUGUAAAAUGAACAAAUCCCCAAAAUUUUUUAGCUAAUGAUUGGGAGUUUAUUAUAGAUUUUUCUCCAAAACUGUGAAAAAAUUUCUUACUUGUACUAAACAGCUUCCUCAGCUUGAAUUGAUGUCAGAUUAUAGUCCAUAAACUUUAGAGCAAGUCAUACAAAGUUGCAUUUACCAUUAUAAAUAAGCACAAAUAUCAGUAAUAUUUCCAAAUUAGUAACGCAAACACCUUGAUGCAGCCUGAAGAGGUGAAAAAAUGAAAACAAUUUAACACGUUACGGUAAUCUAAUGACCAAAAUAGUUCGUUUUUUUUUUUUUUAAAGUGUAAUAGAGAAAAUGAUGAAGAGAUUUCUAGUAGUUUGAGAUUGUUUAUCAUAUAAUACCUAAUUUUAUCACAUGUUCAUGAAUUUUACAGAUAAGAAGAAGUGGCAGGGCUUCUCGUGAUUUUGCAAAUCUGCAAUUGAAACACUUUUUGGCACGUCUUCUUUUAGUCAUCAGGUUCUUGAUCAAUUUUCCAUUCCACUUUUACAAAACCAAUUUUGAAAGUCCAAAGAAAAAGUUUUUCUUUUUUUCAAAAUUGCUGUGUUUCUAUGAAGCAAAAUUAUUUUUGUCAAAUUGUGUGAUUAUAUGGUCAGUGGAAAUAUAGUUACUGACAAAGUUUUGCACACAUUUGUAAUAAAAACUGCAACUAGAUGUUCUGCAGACGAUUAUGCUAAUAA
This is a messenger RNA of Poeciliopsis prolifica (blackstripe livebearer), 3077 nucleotides long. RefSeq names its product transmembrane protein 100a (gene tmem100a). The transcript is spliced from 2 exons. The record is from RefSeq and is a predicted model, not a curated record. Bases 223 to 627 code for a protein of 134 amino acids. Lineage: Eukaryota; Metazoa; Chordata; Actinopteri; Cyprinodontiformes; Poeciliidae. Gene Ontology annotation, biological process: cellular response to BMP stimulus.